Thyridium curvatum is the source of this 1506-nucleotide messenger RNA. RefSeq lists its product as uncharacterized. Gene Ontology annotation, molecular function: hydrolase activity, hydrolyzing N-glycosyl compounds. The coding region runs from base 1 to 1506 and encodes 501 amino acids. NCBI's taxonomy places the organism in Eukaryota, Fungi, Ascomycota, Sordariomycetes, Thyridiales, Thyridiaceae. The record is from RefSeq and is a predicted model, not a curated record. The transcript has a single exon.
AUGUUGCCCACGACAACGUUGCAGAGUUUCCCGGCCAAGCCAAGGGUCUUCAUCAUUUCAGACAUCUCGAACGAGCCCGACGACGCAGAGUCUCUGGUCCGCUACUUGCUCUACUCGAACCAGUUCCAGACCGAGGGUCUCGUCGCAUGCACGUCGACAUGGCUGCGGAACAAGACGUGUCCCCAGGACAUGAUCAAGAUCAUCGACGCCUACGCGGGGGCUGUUGAUAACCUGCAGAAACAUACACAUCCCGACUUCCCUUACCCAUCCGCCGACUAUUUGAGGAGUAUCGUCAAGUCUGGUCCGCCAGUGUAUGGGUUCGCAGUAGUCGGUGACGACAUCCCGCUGAGCGAAGGAGGAGAUCUGCUGCUCGAGAGGAUCACCGCGCCCGAUGACCAGCCGCUGUGGGUGCUGUGCUGGGGUGGCGUCAACGUCCUGGCCCAAGUGCUGUUGAAGAUCCGGAACCAGUACCCUGCCGAUCAGGCCGGCGCCCUGCGCGCCAAGCUCCGUGUCUACACCAUCUCUGACCAAGAUGACACCGCGGCCUGGAUCCGCACCCAGUUCCCCGACGUUUUCUACAUAUCGUCGGUCCAUGGCUGGAAUCAAUACGGCAUGGCCGCUUGGACUGGCAUCUCGGGCGACAAGUACUACCACUUCGACCAGGGUGGGCCAGACUUCAGCAAGAUGACCAAGGAGUGGAUCAAAGACAACAUUCAGAUCGGACCCCUGGGCUCCGCCUACCCGGACUACAUGUUCAUUCCCGAGGGCGACACGCCGACGUUCCUCUACCUGAUCCAGAACGGCCUCGGCGUACCCGAAGACCCCAGCGCCGGGUCGUGGGGAGGCCGCUACCAGCUCACCGACGUAAGCACGGCCGGCCAGCAGGCGCGGCACUUCUCCGACGCCAAGGACGUCGUGGUCGGGCAGGACGGCCGCACCUACCACUCCAACCACGCCACCAUCUGGCGGUGGCGAGACGCCUUCCAAAACGACUUCGCCGCCCGCAUCCGAUGGUCGACGGCCGGGAGCUUCGGCGAGGGCAAUCACCACCCCGUCGUGAACGUCAACGGCAGCGCGGGCCCGGCGCCCAUCCGCGUCGAGGCCGAGGCGGGCAGCGUCCUGAGGUUCGACGCGCGGGAGACAUACGACCCGGACGGGCGGGACGGCGGGCUGAAGUUCCGGUGGUGGCACUACCGGGACCCGAGCGCGACGCAGUGGACGGUGCACUUUGAGGUCGACGAGAUGCAGAUCAGAUUGCUAGAUGGCGGCGGACGGCAGGUCGAGGUGCAGCUGCCGGGGCCGGAAAAGUGCUGUGCCGAGCUGAUCAGCAGGAAGCCGGUGCCCAGGGGCCAGGUGUUGCAUCUCAUCCUCGAGGUCACAGAUGAUGGGACUCCAUCUCUGACCAGCUACAAGCGCAUCAUGAUCCAGACGACAAACAAAGAUCUGAGGGGAGGCGGCGGAGGUGGUGCUGACAAUAUCGCAGAUGCGAUGAAGGAGCAGGCGUAG